Molecule: messenger RNA, 1905 nt
Organism: Psylliodes chrysocephalus
Lineage: Eukaryota; Metazoa; Arthropoda; Insecta; Coleoptera; Chrysomelidae
Source: the annotation of a GenBank genome assembly
AUGUCACAAGACGACGUAGCAGCAGAACACAAAGAUUUAUUUAAAUUAAUUUUGAAAGCAAAGCAAGUACAAACGCAAGAAAUUCAGGCACAAUUUAAAAACACAGUUGAAAGUUUGAGCACAGAACUUAAAGAAGCAACUAGAGAAAUCGAAUCAUUGAAACAAAAAUAUAAAAUUAAAAAACAUGGAUCUUCUCAAAUUCAUUUGAAAAAUGAAUUGAAGCUCUCCGAUAUUGGCAAUGUUGAUGUUCUUCAGGUAUUCGAUUCCAACUAUCGAAAAGCAAUAAAAGGCUUUAACGACCAAGUAAAACAAAAUCGUUGCAUUUUGUCCAGUCUUAUUGAUUGUGUAAAAUUUUGUGGUGUAUUCGAGUUAGGGCAUGACGAGUCAUCAAAUCCAGGAAUAUACAAGGGGCUUAUUGAUUUUGUAUCUGAAAUCGAUGUGGCUAUGAAACAACAUUUGCAAGGAAAUAAGGCUUUUAAGGGUACGUCGAAAUCGAUUCAAAAUGACAUAUUAGAUGCUAUUCUAACAGUUUGUCAAGAGGAGAUUAAAAAGCAGAUUUCAGAAGCACAGUUUGUAGCGAUUCAAUGCGAUGAAACUACUGAUGUUCCCAUCAACCAGCAGCUUGUUAUUAUUUUAAGAUACGAACGAAACGGCCAAAUUCACGAACGUUUUUGGAAAUUUUUAAAACCUGCUUCAAAUAGUGCCAAUGACAUAGCUGCAGAAAUUAAAAAAGAGUUGCAAUCGCUUAAUAUUUCCGUAAACCAGCUAAUAAGUCAAAGCUAUGACGGAACCGCCGUUAUGUCAGGAAGCGAAGGAGGAGUUCAAAGUAUUAUUAGAAAAGAAUUUCCGUACGCAUAUUAUGUACAUUCUUAUGCGCAUCAAUUCAAUUCAAUUUUGCAAAAUAGCGUUUGUGUUAAUAAAAAUGUCGCCAACUUUUUCGCCAAUUUACACGCAUUUCCAACUUUUUUCUCAAAAUUACAAAAAAGGACUGACGCACUAGGCGACAUAGUGAGAAACUGGAUUUCAACAAGAUGGAAUUUAAACACACGAACUGUGAGAACGAUUUACGAGAAUAAAGAGCGUCUAAAAAAUUGUUUAGAAAGUAUAUUAGAUACCAACGGUAAUGACUUUAACACAAUAAACCAAGCUGAAGCAUUGCUAGGUUAUUUAAAUAAUGAAAGUUUCAUUUACUGGCUCACAUUUUUUGCUCAAGUAACGCCCUACUGUGAAAACCUCUAUAAAGAAGUUCAAUCUCGCCCUUUGGAUGCUGAUAAAAUGGAACUAUGUUUAAACAAUUUUGAAACAAUCAUUUCAAAUAUUCGUAACUUGGAUCGUCCAACUUCACCACCGAAGAAGCGCAAUCAGUCAACAUCCUUUUCUGCACAAACAAAAGAGAUGUGCGACAUACUGAUUAAUCAGGCGAAAGAUCGUUUUCAAUUCACAGAUCAUCUAUUGGCUUCGAAACUUUUUUACUUCGAGAAAUUCGUCGAAUAUCACAGACAUUUUCCUACCGAUGAUUUUGAUACGGUUACGAAAACGUACAACUUUUUUCAGAAAGAAAAACUUAAAAGCGAAUUGAGUGUUAUAUAUGGCAGAAAAGAUUUUCAUCAAGCGGGUAUCGCGUUAGUAAUUUUACAACUACUGACCGAUAGGAAUUUGACUGAAUGCUUCAGUGAAACUGUCACGUUGUUAAAAUUAAUCUGUACGAUUCCGAUGACGGGUGUCGAAAGUGAACGUUGUUUUUCUACAUCGCAGAGGAUCAAAUCUUUACUGAGAAAUACAAUGCAACAACAGGAGCGCUUAAAUUCGCUUGCCAUGUUAAGCAUUGAGAAAGAGAUGAUUUCUUCAAUUGCAGACUUCAAUGCUCGUAGUACACAAAAGUGGUGUCGUCUUCAAAUAGAAUAG